Messenger RNA from Neopelma chrysocephalum (saffron-crested tyrant-manakin), 2176 nucleotides. RefSeq names its product UDP-glucuronosyltransferase 1-1-like. Lineage: Eukaryota; Metazoa; Chordata; Aves; Passeriformes; Pipridae. The record is from RefSeq and is a predicted model, not a curated record. The transcript has 5 exons. The coding region runs from base 89 to 1687 and encodes 532 amino acids. Gene Ontology annotation, molecular function: UDP-glycosyltransferase activity.
UGAGGCACAGAUUGCUCCAGAGUGCAGAGUGGGCGCCAGUGCUGCCGGUGGUUCCUUCCUUGGAGGCACUUCCCUGGUUUCUGCAGGAAUGGCCUCAGGGCUCAGUGCUCCCCUUCGCUUCACAGUGACACUGGUGGUGCUGCUGUCCCUGCUGGGUUUGGCUGUGGGUGGGAAGCUCCUGGUGGUGCCAGUGGACGGGAGCCACUGGCUCAGCAUGAGGGAGGUGCUGGACGGUCUCCGGCAGAAGGGACACGAGGUGGUCGUGGUCGCCCCUGAAGUCAGUUUGUACAUCAAGCCAUCCAAGAACUUUGUGAUGAAGAUGUACCCAGUGCCUUUCACGCAGGAAGAGAUGGAUGAAGAUUUCCAAGGAUUUACAAAGGACUUGUUUGAAGGGGGCUCUUUCCUGGCGAGAGUCGUUAGGCUUUAUCAGCGGUCAAAGAAAACCUCUGCUCUGUUCCUGGCCACCUGCACACACCUGCUCCACAACAGGGAGCUCAUCAAGUACCUUGAGGACAGCAAGUUUGAUGCCCUCCUUACAGACCCCAUUCUCCCCUGCGGGCAGAUCCUGGCAGAGCAUCUCUCGGUCCCCUCCGUGUAUUUCUUGCAGCAAAUCCCCUGUGGUUUGGAAUAUCAAGCCACCCAGUGCCCCAACCCCCCUUCCUACGUCCCCAGGGUCUUUACAGACCACACAGACCACAUGACCUUUCUCCAGCGGGUCAAGAAUGUGCUCUAUGACAUCCCCAAUUUUUUUCUCUGCGACGCUGUCUUCCAACCGUAUGCCAGACUGGCCUCAGAAUUCCUGCACCGGGAUGUGACCGUGCCGGAUCUCCUCCGCCAGGCUUCCAUCUGGCUCAUGAAGAUAGACUUUGUCUUGCACUACCCAAAGCCCUUGAUGCCCAACAUGAUUUUGGUUAGUGGAGUAAACUGUGCUUCCAAGCAGCUCAGCCAGGAAUUUGAAGCCAUUGUGAAUGCCUCUGGAGAACACGGCAUCGUUGUCUUCUCGCUGGGCUCCAUGGUCUCCGAGAUCCCCAUGAAGAAAGCCAUGGAAAUCGCAGAUGCCUUGGGAACAGUCCCUCAGACGGUCUUGUGGCGAUACACGGGCCCGACGCCCUCCAACCUGCCCAAGAACGUGAAGCUCGUCAAGUGGCUGCCACAGAACGAUCUCCUGGCCCACCCCAAGACUCGAGCCUUCAUCACCCACGGGGGCUCCCACGGGGUCUAUGAGGGCAUUUGCAACGCGGUGCCCAUGGUGCUGAUGCCCCUGUUUGGAGACCAGAUGGACAAUGCCAAGAGAGUGGAGUCCAGGGGAGCAGGACUGACCCUGAACAUCCUGGAAAUGACCUCCCAGGACAUCUCCACUGCCCUGAAAGCCGUCAUUAAUGACAAAAAGUACAAGGAGAACAUCCAGCGCCUCUCAGACCUUCACCUGGACAGGCCCAUCCACCCCCUGGACCUGGCUGUGCACUGGGUGGAGUUUGUGAUGAGGCACAAAGGGGCCCCACACCUCAGGCCUGCUGCCCACGACCUCAACUGGGUGCAGUACCACUCCCUGGAUGUCCUGGCCUUCCUCCUGGUCGUGCUGCUCCUCUCCCUCUUCAUCUCCUUCAAGUGCUGCCUGUGCUGCUGCCGCAGGUGCUGUGGCAAGAAGGGAAGGACAAAGAAAGCAGCCAAAUCCAAGACCCACUAGCAGGUGACUCCGAGUCCCACCAGCGGGUGACACCCGUGGUGGGAGAUAAAUCCUCUGCUCUGGACCCCAAGGAUCAGAGAACAGCUCAGAUUUCACUGCAAUAAACACUGAUUUUCAGUCCAGCAAUAAUAGGGAUCCUUUAAAAUAGCACCACAAGAGGGGUUGUUGCACUGAGAUAAUUUUUUGCCUUUAAUUAAGAAUCUGUUGUUUCAAAAUACCUUGUGGGGAAAUUGCUUUUCAUGCUCAGACACUUCAGGGCCGAGUGGGAAAUCCAAGGCUCCUGGUUUCCACCUCUUGGUGUACAGAGGCCUCAGAGGGACUUUUUGUUUUCACCUCUCCAUGCAACAGGGAUAUACAGGGAUUUUGGAAGUCUUCCAGGGUUUUAGGAGAAAUAUCUAGUGUCAGGUUUAUCAAACACUCUGAGAUCUUUUGUGUUGUAGAAGAGGCAAAUGUUAUGCACUGAUAAUGGAAACUAAGCUUCCAAUGGGG